CUGUGUGUUUCCUGUUGCAUAAGCUCUUUCCUGUUUUUCUCCUCGACUCUCACAUUCCAAAGGAAUUAAUCCUCGGUGGAUCAGCAACGUCUUGUCAAUCUGUGCCUCUGCUCCACUCUCUCAGUAGAAACAAAGACAGCAAAUCAGUCCAACUGACUGCUUGUACAGCAUUCCAGUACAGAGAGUGUGUUUAGAGUUUGUGUGUAAGAUGGCAACACUGUUUUUGGUUGUGCUGUUCGGCUGUGUGUGGAGCGCUGGUGGUCAGGCGGAGCUGAAUAAACUCUCCGAUGGCUAUAAGGCUGGAGCAGAGCUGGCGGUGGAGCAGGUGAACACACACUCAGGUGUGCUGCAGCACUUCCUGUUCUUCAGAAGCCUCCAGAAAUCAGAAGUGGACGGUGGAUUCGGAGUGAAAUACCUGUCUCAUCACUUUUACCUGAAGGCCACUCAAUGCGCUAAAGGAACUGCAGCCGCAGAAUCAAGCAAGUGCGCAUUCAGAAACGGCAAACCUCUGAUAGAUUGCAUGACCUGCUACAAGACGUAUCUAGAUGUGAUUCAGGAAAAUCCAAAACCGUACAUCCACUGCAUCCACAAACCAGCACUCACAAAGGAAAUGAGUAAAGCAAGAAGGGAUCAUUGUGAAAAAAUGAGCUAUAGCAGCGGAUCUGUUACACUGCUUGGCGUUAUUAGGAAAACAUAAGAAGGCAUCUCUCCAUUAAUAUGGAACUUCUCACUCCAAAAGAAGUUACAGUCCCUUCAUUCCACCAUAAAUAUGUUUUUUUGUUUGUUUGUUUGUUUUUCAGUGCUGACAUUAGUUAAUUAGCUAAGCUGUGACGUCUUGUGUUUUCAAACUGAUAUUAUUUCUAGCCUAUAGACAAUAUGAUGUGUUUACUUUCAAAUUUCAAGUUCACAUUAAUAUCAACCACAUCAUAUCAACAAGACAUCACGGAUUACAGUAAAUUAAAUGCUUAACAUUAGCCUAACACUAGCUAUAGGCCACUAGCACAUAUCUUAACUGUCACUGUUGUUGUGUCUUGAACAAUAGAAGCAAAAUUUUUCUUAGCGUAAGUUUGUAACUGCUAAAAACAAAACAAAAAAACCCCCAAAAACAUUUAAACUCGGUAUUAACCUCACCUAUUUACAAGAGGAUCCUUAAAAAAUCUCUUCUCAGUUAUGGUGUUUAGCUAGCUAGCAAUGCUGGUUUCUUUGUGUCGUGUUUUUUUUUUUACUACCUUAUUUUAUUUCAUACCUUAUUUUACAGAAUGAUUUUAGCUAAAUAUCAGGCUAGCUAACUAUUUCAGCCAUGUUUAUCUACUCCAAUCACAACCCUUUAGUGUUAGUCAGCCAGCUCUUUUUAAAAAAAAAUAAUAAAAUUACUACCUAUUAGCUGGCUAGCCUUUUAUAUUUAGCUUACGUAUUUCAAUGACCACAUUUCUGUUGUAAAGCUAGAUAGAUUGCUGAAUCCCAAUCUGAAUCAAAAUGCAAGAUAUCUAUCUUUAGCAACCAUUUAGCCAAUUUUGCUUAUUAAAAACAUUAUUUUAUUUUUCUCGGAUCAUUUCAAUCUGACCCUGAGCACACAGGCUAGCUUUACGUUAUUUCUUACGUAUUAUGUCUUUUAAUAAAUGCACAUAUACAUGUUGCUAACA
Ictalurus punctatus (channel catfish) is the source of this 1643-nucleotide messenger RNA. RefSeq lists its product as uncharacterized. Gene Ontology annotation, biological process: regulation of lipid catabolic process; inflammatory response. The record is from RefSeq and is a predicted model, not a curated record. The transcript is spliced from 4 exons. Gene Ontology annotation, molecular function: signaling receptor binding. Lineage: Eukaryota; Metazoa; Chordata; Actinopteri; Siluriformes; Ictaluridae. Bases 209 to 697 code for a protein of 162 amino acids.